Molecule: messenger RNA, 4616 nt
Organism: Thamnophis elegans (Western terrestrial garter snake)
Lineage: Eukaryota; Metazoa; Chordata; Lepidosauria; Squamata; Natricidae
Gene: CELF1
Product: CUGBP Elav-like family member 1
Biological process (GO): mRNA splice site recognition; regulation of alternative mRNA splicing, via spliceosome
Cellular component (GO): ribonucleoprotein complex; nucleus; cytoplasm
Molecular function (GO): mRNA 3'-UTR binding
Source: RefSeq, a predicted model, not a curated record
AACCGGCCUGAGGCGGAGGGAGGCGAGCGAGUGCGGGCGGAUCCCCCUGGGGCAGGCGAGGGCGGUGGCAGCCAGGAGGAGCCCGGGAAGGGCAGGGAAGGGACAGCGCGCAACUGACGGACAGUGAUCUAGCAUUAGUGGUUUGUGGUAAGCAGAGAAGUGAUGGCUGCUUUUAAGUUGGAGUUCCUCCCAGAAAUGAUGGUGGAUCAUUGCUCCUUGAAUGCCAGCCCGAUCUCAAAGAAAAUGAAUGGCACAUUGGAUCAUCCUGACCAACCAGACCUAGAUGCUAUCAAGAUGUUUGUGGGCCAAGUCCCACGGAGUUGGUCUGAAAAAGACUUGCGAGAUUUAUUUGAACAGUAUGGUGCUGUCUAUGAAAUUAAUGUCCUGCGAGACAGAAGCCUAAACCCUCCUCAGAGCAAAGGGUGCUGUUUUGUUACAUUUUAUACCCGUAAAGCUGCACUAGAAGCACAGAAUGCUCUUCAUAACAUGAAGAUCCUCCCAGGGAUGCACCAUCCCAUUCAAAUGAAGCCAGCUGACAGUGAAAAGAAUAAUGCCGUGGAAGAUAGAAAACUAUUCAUUGGGAUGAUCAAGAAGUGCAAUGAAAAUGAUAUCAGAAUGAUGUUUUCCUCUUUUGGUCAAAUUGAAGAAUGCAGAAUUCUACGGGGUCCUGAUGGUUUAAGUCGAGGUUGUGCUUUUGUGACUUUUACUACAAGAGGAAUGGCACAAACAGCAAUCAAAGCAAUGCAUCAAGCACAGACUAUGGAGGGAUGCUCUUCUCCCAUCGUAGUGAAAUUUGCAGAUACUCAGAAGGAAGAACAGAAACGAAUGGCACAACAACUCCAGCACCAGAUGCACCAGAUUAGCGCUGCCUCUGUUUGGGGAAACUUGGCUGGACUGAACACACUUGGACCCACUUUAUUUACAGCUCCUCAGCAGACAGCAGCUGCUUCCUCUGGGAAUUUGAACACACUGGGCAACCUUCACCCAAUGGGAGGGUUGAAUGCAAUGCAAUUGCAGAAUCUAGCUGCAUUAGCAGCUGCAGCUAGCGCAGCUCAGAAUACCCCAAGUGGAACAAAUGCACUCAACUCUUCCAAUAGUCCAUUAAGUGUGCUCACCAGUUCAGGUUCGUCACCCAGUUCCAGUAGCAGUUCCUCAGUAAAUCCAAUGGCUUCUCUUGGAGCGCUACAAACACUGGCAGGGGCUACUGCAGGCCUGAAUGUUGGCUCUUUAGCAGGAAUGGCAGCCCUAAAUGGAGGGCUAGGUAGCGGUGGCCUUUCAAAUGGCACAGGGAGCACAAUGGAGGCCCUAACUCAGGCAUACUCUGGGAUUCAGCAAUAUGCUGCUGCCACAUUGCCCACACUUUAUAACCAGAGUCUUUUAACACAGCAAAGUAUUGGUGCAGCAGGAAGUCAGAAGGAAGGUCCAGAAGGAGCCAAUCUGUUCAUCUACCAUCUUCCCCAGGAGUUUGGGGACCAAGACCUUCUUCAGAUGUUCAUACCUUUUGGGAACGUUGUCUCUGCCAAGGUUUUCAUUGACAAGCAGACCAAUCUGAGCAAAUGUUUGGUAUUUUUUCUUUUCUUAGGUUUUGUAAGUUAUGACAAUCCCGUCUCUGCACAAGCUGCCAUCCAGUCAAUGAAUGGAUUUCAAAUUGGCAUGAAGCGACUGAAAGUACAGCUCAAGCGCUCUAAGAAUGACAGCAAGCCAUAUUGAGUGCCCCUCCCCCUGGAACUGGAGUGAGAAGGAUCUUCUGAUUCCUGCCGUUUGUUCAUCGUUGUGCCUAAAGCAUGUCGAUGUGGCGUUCAAGUACAUCGUCCAAAUCCUUGUCUCUUCAGCUUCUCUGAUGCUUGAACUCUCACCCUUUGACCUUGUGUUGACUUUUGAUGCUGAUGUGUAUUUUUAUUAUGUUUGUUUCUUCUUUUUUUCCUUCCUUUUUUUGUGCUGCCAAAUUGGUUUUGCUAGAAAGACUGCUGAUGGGGAAUAUUUAAACUUGCAUUUGAAUAUAAAGAAUUCUAUUUUUCUAGAACUUCAUAAGAUAACCACUUGAUUUUGUGAUUCUGAUUCUUUGUAAUUGUCUUCAGAGCAGCCUUGCUAGCAUACCUCGUGGAGUAUUUGUAUUUCUGUGAACAUACAGCCAAUCACUUUCUAGGCUUAGUUUUUUCUGUGUGCUUAGUUUCAACAAAAAAUCUUUGAAGGAAAAAGUAAAAGGAUGCAACUCAAAGCUUUCAGGAGGUUUCUGGUCACAUUUUGCUGAACCUACCUGGCCAUGCUUGAGGAGAGAGCAUGUGUUUAUUGAUUUGAGUAGCUUCAGCAGAAAACACUUGAACUACACUUUUUCCUGAUUGUAGCUGCAUUUUUGCCCUGGCACUUAACUGCUUUUUCCUUCCUGUGUGAUUAUCAGCCUUUGUCUGCGGUGAGAAUUUAAUCAAAGUUGGUGUUGUAUUUUGUUAAACCUUUGCAUGCUUAGUUUUUUGUAACUACAAUCUCCUCAGCAAAAUGUGACUUUUUGUUUUUGUUUUGUUUUUCUUUUAAAAUUUCAAAUAAUGCCCCUGUAAACGUUUUGCAUGUUUCCUGCUGUGUUCUUCACAAUCCUGUAUAUAUAUAUACACCCUUCACCUCUGUUUUCUAUAGUUGGUGCAAAAACUGAGCAAUUUAUUAGGUUUCAAAGCUGUCCUAUUUUGGAUGCCAGACUUGUGAUCAUAUGUCAUGUAAGGACAUCUCCUGUGCAUUUAGACUGCUUUACACAGUAUCUGCACCUUGCUCUAUUAUCACAGCUAUGGAAAGGUCUCAGGGGCUUGAUUGCACUGUUCAGAUGGUCAUGGUGGCAGCGGCAGGGAUACAAGUUUAACAGAAAGAUGUGGGAUGUUUGCGUAAUACUGCUUCUGAAAUCCAACGGAGCUCAGGCUCUUUUGGGGUAGCCUUAAUUUGUACCUCUUGUUUAAUAUGCGACUUGCUUUGUGAAAUUUUAACACCAUUAACUCUCAGUGAAUGGAAGCUUGAUUGCUCUCCAGUUCUUACACUUGAAAUAGCAUGUCGUAUAUAUCCCAUGGAAGGAAUCUGUAAGCCUAGGCACAAAACUGCUGGCUCUUUCUCCAAGUGACAAGCACAAUAUAACAGCGCGUUGGCUGUUACCUGAACAGGGUACCAACCCCGGCUCCUUUUCUCAGGGGCCUUAGCUGGGGGAACCUCCUCUGUGGAGAAUUUUUUUAAAAAGUUUUGUUCUUUAAUUGGGUUAGGAGACAUGCAGUUUUCUUUUUUUCUUUUUCUUUUUCUGGCCUGAUGAAGAAAUAGGACAGAUUAUCCUUCUCUGGGAAACAUGCUUCAGCUUUGCUGCACAUAUGAUCUGCUUUAGAAGCUGAGAUAUAGUCCGGGGGCUUCACAGCACCUGAAAAAAGUCCUGUGGUAAGGACUAAGCACAAGGGGCAACGGGGUGGAGGAGAAGCUAUGAAGGAAUUUUAACAGGAGGAAGGAAUGUGAAACAAAACAUUUGGAGAGUAGAAACAUGUAAGAGACCUAUCUAGGCCUUAGGAAGCUUUCACUCUAUUGUUGGCAAAAAAAAAACAGCUGCCAACUCUCUUGCUGGAUGGGUAAUCUCUCUCCGUAUUUGUUCUUCUCUCAACCUGGUGAUCAGCAUCUCUAAGGAUGAGAGUGACUUGAAAGGGGAUAUAUCAUUGCAUUAUUUGGGGUACAGCUGUGAGAUGAUUGACCUUAGGCUCACAGUCACAAUGCACAGGGGUGUCUGAUGGCAGGGAAGUCAAGGCCUUGCAGUGUAUUAAUUAAUUUUGCCAAUACAUUUCUUUAUAAUGCGCAUACAGUUUCAUGAGAAACUCUGGAGAAUCCUGUGGUAAAAAAAAUAAUCUCUGGAGAAAACCAAAAUGCCAAACAUUAGAUGUUCCUUUCCUUUCUUUCCUUUGAUUGUUUUAAUAAUUCUGUGGUGGUUUUAAUGGAUUUGAGACAGUAAAGCAGCAGCUGCCUUUUAUUUCUAGCUGCUUUUUGUGAAUAAUUAAAAAAAAGAAAAUUUACAUUUUGGAAAAAAAAACCUGUGGGCUUUUUUAUUGGUACAAACAUUGUAUUUAACACUAGGGGUUUUGUACAGUUUUUUGCCUUUUCUACUAGAAAACAAUGUAAAGUGAUUCACAAAUGUGACAAGAAAACAAAUUGCCACUAUGACCAAAUGUAGAAUCUGUUCUGCAGUUUAACAGGAUUUAAUCAACUCAAAGUCGUGAUUCUGUUGUAGCAAUGCUUUUCUUUACCCUGUUUGAACUGUUCCUUUUUCUUGUUUGAUUUGCAAAACAAAAUGUCUUUUUUGUGUGAAAUUGUGUUGUACUCUGUAGAAAAAUUAUGGAUUUUACUUUAGUGGUUAAAAAAGAAGCACAUGUUGCUUUUCUGAUCACGGAGUUUGUGUAGUGGAUUUAAAAAAAUGAAAGUUUUGUUACAAGUUUGGAACGAGCGAGUAUGUAUUAAGGAAUUUUCUUCCUUUUGUGUGUGGUUUCUUUUUGUCCCACUGGGGAACUUAAAGCUGUUUUAAUUGCACAGACACACAGACAAGAAGUCAUUUUGUAUAUGCCAAGUGUGGUAUCUCCCUUUGUUUAUUUGCUAUUAAACUGUUUGAGAAGAAA